Molecule: messenger RNA, 1814 nt
Organism: Priapulus caudatus
Lineage: Eukaryota; Metazoa; Priapulida; Priapulimorpha; Priapulimorphida; Priapulidae
Product: 26S protease regulatory subunit 4
Exons: 9
Coding region: 76-1398 (440 amino acids)
Biological process (GO): proteasome-mediated ubiquitin-dependent protein catabolic process
Cellular component (GO): proteasome regulatory particle, base subcomplex
Molecular function (GO): proteasome-activating activity; ATP hydrolysis activity; ATP binding
Source: RefSeq, a predicted model, not a curated record
CGCUGACUGGAUGACAACUAGUUAAACAAGUGAUCAAUCGGUAGCGGCAUUAGAUUUGCUAUUUCUUCAUCUUAAAUGGGACAGAACCAGUCCGGUGGAGGUGGUCAAGGAGGUGAUAAAAAGGAUGACAAGGAUAAAAAGAAGAAGUAUGAACCACCAAUUCCAACUAGAGUUGGCAAGAGGAAGAAGAGAAUUAAGGGUCCGGAUGCUGCAACCAAACUUCCGCAGGUCACACCACACACCAGAUGUCGCUUGAAGCUACUGAAAAUGGAGCGAAUAAAAGAUUACCUCUUGAUGGAGGAAGAAUUCAUUAGGAACCAGGAGCGACUGAAACCCCAGGAUGAAAGGCAGGAGGAGGAAAGAUCAAAGGUAGACGACCUGCGAGGCACCCCAAUGUCGGUUGGAAGCCUCGAGGAGAUCAUUGAUGACAAUCAUGCGAUCGUGUCAACCUCGGUCGGCAGUGAGCACUAUGUCAGCAUUCUCUCAUUCGUUGACAAAGAUCAGCUAGAGCCUGGAUGCUCUGUGCUUCUUAAUCACAAGGUGCAUGCUGUGGUAGGAGUGCUGUCAGAUGACACUGACCCAAUGGUGGCUGUCAUGAAGCUGGAAAAGGCUCCGCAGGAAACGUACGCAGAUAUCGGCGGGCUAGACCUACAGAUUCAAGAGAUUAAGGAGUCUGUCGAACUGCCGCUGACGCAUCCGGAGUACUACGAGGAGAUGGGCAUCAAACCACCGAAGGGUGUUAUACUGUACGGAGCGCCGGGCACCGGUAAGACGCUGCUCGCCAAGGCCGUCGCCAACCAGACGUCGGCUACCUUCCUCAGAGUCGUCGGCUCCGAGCUCAUCCAGAAGUACCUCGGCGACGGGCCGAAGCUUGUGCGCGAGCUGUUCCGCGUUGCUGAGGAGCAUGCGCCCUCUAUUGUCUUCAUAGACGAGAUCGACGCGGUCGGAACGAAGCGCUACGAGUCGAAUUCGGGCGGCGAGAGGGAGAUCCAGCGAACAAUGUUGGAGCUGCUCAACCAGCUCGAUGGUUUUGACUCGAAGGGCGAUGUUAAGGUUAUCAUGGCAACAAACAGGAUAGAGACGCUUGACCCCGCACUGAUCCGGCCCGGCCGGAUAGACAGGAAGAUAGAGUUCCCGCUGCCGGACGAGAAGACUAAGCGUCGCAUCUUCAUGAUCCACACGAGUCGCAUGACACUGUCAACCGAUGUCACACUUGAUGAGUACGUGAUGGCCAAGGACGACCUCUCCGGCGCUGAUAUCAAGGCAAUAUGCACGGAGGCGGGACUGAUGGCGUUGAGAGAGCGCAGGAUGAAGGUCACAAACGAAGACUUUAAGAAGUCCAAGGAGAACGUUUUGUACAGGAAGAAUGAAGGCACUCCAGAGGGACUGUAUUUGUAGACUUACCAAGUGAAACUCCUAUAUAUAAACCGAUAUAUUAUAAGAGAAAGUCCAUGUUUCUGUGUACAUGUGGUGCACAUUGAUGCCAUUGAAUUCUAAAACUUUCUUUGGAAACUAUUAUUUAUUGGCUUGUGGAUUAUUGGGAAAACUACGCUCUCAACAUUAAUUCCAAUACGUAUUUACUUAUACUGAUUAUUAUGACUCAUCUCUAAGAGUAUUUGAGCUAAAUGCUCAUCACCGACUGGAUAAUUCUGGCCAACUAUAUGUUGAAGUGCAUCCUCUGACCAGUGGCUAAUGCCUAGAUUCAGGGCAAACUGACAUGGUGUAUUGAAGCUUGAUUUUAGGUUUUCCAUCGAACAUCAGUGUAUGUUAUUCGUGAUGCAAAAUCGAUGAAUAAAUAUAUUUAAAAAGUGAAA